UAUAUUAAUUUUUUUUUUGAUAAGGGAGAUCACCUGGAUCAUGAUGACAUAAUGUUCCGAAAAGGAGAAGAAGAAGCUGAAUUUGGAAAGAAAUCUUCCAGUGAUGAAGAACUAUCUAAGGGAUCAGAAGACGCAACGAUUUAUGCUCAUAAGAGGUGGACGUUACCUGUUCCCUAUCAAAUCGAAAGAAGCUUAGGUUCAACGGCUAGAUCUGCAAUUUCAAAGGCCAUGAGCGAGUACAGUUUAAAGACGUGUAUUACCUUCCGUAAGAAAAAAUCUGGAGAUACUAGCUAUUUAUCAUUUUAUAAAGGAAAAGGGUAAGUUACGCCGACACUGUUUUUCC
Molecule: messenger RNA, 343 nt
Organism: Hydractinia symbiolongicarpus
Lineage: Eukaryota; Metazoa; Cnidaria; Hydrozoa; Anthoathecata; Hydractiniidae
Product: meprin A subunit beta-like
Exons: 2
Coding region: 52-321 (89 amino acids)
Biological process (GO): proteolysis
Molecular function (GO): metalloendopeptidase activity
Source: RefSeq, a predicted model, not a curated record